AUGCCGUCCGUCGACGUCCGCUAUCAGUCUCUCGAGGCGCCGCUCAACGAGAAAGCAGUCCGUGCUCUCGCUGAACUCCAACGCUCAUAUGCUGCCGACCGCAAACUACAAGACAACAUCCGUAGCGCUAGCAACAUCCUUGCCGAAACCGCUAGUGCUAUCAAUGAAGCCAAAGUCGAGCGUCGCGAAAAGCAUUCUCGUCACAAUAAGCGUCUUCAAGAAAAUGGAGAAGACUUGAACGACGACAGCGAGGUCAAAGCCUUUGAAGCGCGUGUUGACGAUGUCACCGAGAAGAUGGACCACGCCAUACGACGCAUCAUCGACGAUCGGGUUUGGAUGGAAUCCAUCUCUGAUACGCUCAGACAUGUGGGCAACAAAUCAAGCAAUGCUACCGCUACGCAAACCCAACGCAGCCAACGCUCUACCCAACUUCCCACACAAGAUGCUACGCCACGACAACACGAUCUCGCCAAUGAAGAUUACGGAAAUGAAGAUGUUCUCAACAGCGACGGCAAUGACGAGGAGGACACCACGGCUUCCGGUCCCCCUCCGCCAGAAGAAGCCCCCACGACGUUGCUUCGAGUCGCCCUCAGCAGUCACAAGGUUCGCCACGCUUCCAAAACCCUCACCGAGCGCUAUGCGCAUGACAAUGACUACGCUGGUUUCUACAAAUCUAUCCACGACGCUCGCCACGCACACCUACCAAAUCCGCCUCCGGUACCCAACGCCGCGCUAUGGUUUGGCCGCGAAGAAGGCCGGCUAACAGCCAGUCUCUCCGCCGAUGGCUUUCCCGAGGAAGACACUGAACUCGGUGUGGUGGGAGAACGCACAAGCGUCAAGUGUCCGUUAACGCUGCAAUACUUCAAAGAUCCAGUUACCAGCGACGUCUGCCACCACAGUCUUGAGAAAUCGGCGAUACUGGACAUGCUGAAAGUGAGUACAGACUUUGUACCAUUCACACCAGAGCAGGAAAUAGAACUCUCGCGCUUGAAGGAUGGACAGCGUGCAAGACGGGAGCGGCAAAUCCGCACGCCGAGAGUGCAUUGUCCUGAGUGCAAUCGAUGGAUGCAGGAAGCAGAUCUGCGUGCGAACCCAGUGCUGCAGCGGCGGGCGAAGCGCAUCAUGGAAAAAGAAAAGAGAGAUGAGGAGGAACAGCAAGAUGAGGACGAUGAAGCCGGGAGCGAUGCUGACAGGGAGGGUGGUAUCAGGGGUAUCAGAGGUACUCAACGCCGACCAUUUGGGGUUGGAAGUAGUCCGCUGGGGAGGAAUAGUUCAAGUGGAGUGAGUCGAGUCAAGCAAGAAAUGAUGGACCGUAAGAACCAGGGCAGACAGAACAGCAGUGCCCCUGGCGGUAGUGCUGGAGAGCCGCGGCGGGGAACACAGAUCGUUGAUAUGGAGGACAGUAGUGACGAAGACUGA
Messenger RNA from Cyphellophora europaea CBS 101466, 1419 nucleotides. RefSeq lists its product as uncharacterized. Gene Ontology annotation, cellular component: nucleus; Smc5-Smc6 complex. The record is from RefSeq and is a predicted model, not a curated record. NCBI's taxonomy places the organism in Eukaryota, Fungi, Ascomycota, Eurotiomycetes, Chaetothyriales, Cyphellophoraceae. Gene Ontology annotation, biological process: double-strand break repair via homologous recombination; protein sumoylation. The coding region runs from base 1 to 1419 and encodes 472 amino acids. The transcript has a single exon. Gene Ontology annotation, molecular function: zinc ion binding; SUMO ligase activity.